Messenger RNA from Toxoplasma gondii ME49, 3451 nucleotides. Its product is annotated as translin family protein. Bases 1705 to 2526 code for a protein of 273 amino acids. NCBI's taxonomy places the organism in Eukaryota, Apicomplexa, Conoidasida, Eucoccidiorida, Sarcocystidae. Gene Ontology annotation, molecular function: RNA binding; sequence-specific DNA binding; RNA endonuclease activity. Gene Ontology annotation, cellular component: nucleus; cytoplasm. The transcript has 5 exons. The record is from RefSeq and is a predicted model, not a curated record.
GAGCCGUCAAGAAAAGUGGAAACAGCGGAGAGAGCGGAAUCCUGUGGGGGAUCUCUUCGUCACCGAAAAGCGGCGCAAAUGACGGAAUCAAAACGCAACGUGAACCCCGUGUUUCUUUUGCGCGCCGACAUAGACUGCUUUGACUCUAAAAGUGUAUACAUUACAUUCACGAUGUUCACCUCGGCAUUGCGUCUUCCCAUUUAAGCUUCGCCUGCCCGUUUGCAGACGGAUCGGAUUCGUGUUUUUGUCGUUCCAGUUUUUUAUGCGUUAACGCUUUCCCGAAACUCCAACGAGAUCAAAAAACGGUUGUGUCUGCUCGGCAGUUUCCGCUUACGCACUUCCGUGUACAUGCAGAGAGCUUUCUACGGAGGCUCCGUCAGCUUCUUUGCUGUAAAAGGCUCCACAUUGGAUCGGAAGUCGCGCCUCAAGAACUAGCACGAGCAGGCCUGCACCUUCGUGACAGAGAGACACCUCGUUGUUGAAUUCGCGGGGACAAGAGAGCCGGCGUGAAUCGAAGCGGGAACCACAGGUUUUCGUUGGAAGUCCUUCGCCACCCCGAAAAAACCAUGUUGGGAAGGCCAUUCAGGUGCGGUGUAAACCGGAUAGCUCUGUACAACGCCUGAGGAUACUAAGACGCGUCGACGAACGAACUGCGCUGCUGAUGUAAGGCAAGGAGAGUCCCGGACUCUUGAUUCUACUUGCUCCGCUGCUUCACAAACAGCGUCGUCGGCGCGAAAGCACAACCGUUUGAGUCGUCCAGACACACCUGCCGCCCACAGUGCGGUCGUUGAACUGUAGCCUGUAGCAGUGAUCUCAGUGCCAAUUUGGACGGGAGAGAUGGGAGCUGCUUGUUUCCGUCCGAAACGAAACGCCCGAGGGGGGAGCGUUUCUCUUGAGCGCGGAGACACAACGACAUCGAGGGAGCGACGACCAUUCCCUCCAAAAAAGCAGCGAAUUUCGCGGGCGCGCUCCGCUGCUUCUCCUGGACCAAGAAGCCAGACCCAAAUUACUUCCCGCCAAAGCCACAAAACGCUCUUUUUGACGAGGGCAUGAAGAGCUGGAAAAAGGACCUCCCCAGAUCCCCUUGCCUCCUUCGUCAGCGUUUUUCUUCAGAGGCCCCCCCGUUCGCGUGUGGCGCAUGCCUGGUGUGUUCGGCCUCGACAUAGGUGUGCAUCGUUCAGGGAGCUUUUUCCUGUUUCCUCGCGUCGAACUUGUCCUUUUCCGGCCUUUCCUGCCCGCAGGCUUUCGCCUGAGAACUCCCCGCACCACCUCGACGCCCCGGAUUUCUUCUAAAAUCGAGAUUCCGCUCCUUUUCGACAUCUAGAGAGCCCCCUUUAGGCGACACAUGCUGCGAUGAGACGACAGGCAGCAACCAGUGAAAACGUAAAGGCGUGAACGAACGAGAGCAGCUCGAGAACCGCAUUCGAUUCGAGGCUCUUUCUUUGCCUAUAACAGUCAGGUUUUCGGAGACAGAGACUCUUCUUGGAGGAUACCAGUACGCGAGGAAACUUCCAACGUGUCUUGUGGCGGAAGUCACCUGCGGCAAGCGCAAGCGACAGACCUCUCUCUGUCGCAGUUCUUCUGCGCAUCCUGUUCUGUGACGCGGCAAGUCCACCUUGUAGGUGUCGAGACAGAAGAGCGCUUUCCUGCGGUUCUUUCUCCCCUCUUUUCUCCAUUCUCUGCCGGCAUGCGUCUCCCGAGUCCAUGAGACACCAAACGAAGAUGGAGAGGACGCACGCGACGUCAGAAAACCGGGCACCCUCUGCUGGGGCUUCCGAGACAGCAAAAAAUGAAAUAGAUGCUCGGCUUAUCACCGCGGCCGUCGCACUCUCCAUGAGUGACGUCGACGAACAAGACUUCGACUCUAUGAUCGCGAUGUAUGGAGAAGAAGAUGAACAACGAGAAAUCCUCAUCAAAAAAUCCAGUUCCGGGCAUGUGUGCUGCAGGGAGAUUUUAAAACUGGCGAAACAGGCGAUUUUCGCGUUGCACAGACGAGACGUGGAUCAAUGUCAGCGAAACAUCAAACACUGUCGGAAACUCGUCGCAGAGACACAACCGAUCACAGAGGGCUUUCCCGCUCUUCGCUUUCUUGGCAUCUACGUCGGCGCUCUGGAAGAGCUGGCUGAAGCUGAAAUCUUUUUUUCGUUUAUUUCUGAGCGCCGACUUCCUCGCUUCGCCUCUCUGCAUCCUCUUCGCGUUGAGGAGUACUUGGGAGGCCUCAUGGACUUCACUGGAGAACUCAAUCGCUUUGCCGUGCUCCGAGCUGUGGAACAAGACCUCGAGACAGUGUCUCUCUGCAGAGACUUUGUCAAUAAAAUCCACGAGAAAAUGCUGCUUCUCGACUUGCGCAACUCACCUCUGCGGCGGAAGUAUGACACGCUCAAGUACACGGAAAAGAAGCUCGAGUCUCUCUGCUACGAACUUCAGAUGGGGAUACGCCUCAAGGGCUUCCUUCCUCCCUCAAUGACUCUGGAGCCUGAACCUAUGUCCAAGUCCGACGCCGAGGAAAAGGAGGAAGGAAAAUAAAUUCUUCAAAACCGAGUUCCCGCAUCGCUCCUCUGCGUACACCCCACGCAGCGCGUGCGUACUCGGCAGGGAACGGUUUUUUUACUUUCUUCUGAAUUAUCUUGUGCUGGACGAGUGCCGGUCCAAAGCAACUAAACGGAGCUCGACGCGGCGCGAUUAGAAACCGGCUGGUAUCGCACCUCGAACGCGAGUCGAAUUCGCUGAGGUAAAAAUGCAGGGUUCAACUGUGUGUUUCUAAAACUCGCGAAAAGCGGGUCCCGCAGCUUCGUAAAGUCUGCGUUCGUCAGGGAUAGUCGACCGAAGCGGCGAUGAAAGAUAGAGGUACCUUGGAUGCGCGUAGUUCUGCGGCGAGGCGUCGAGCGACGCUUGGAAACUCAGUUUUCGCGCCGUUCCAUCUCACGGUCUCGGUGACGAGAGACACCCUUGUUGAGAGUUCGGCGAAACGAGAGAGAAUACAGAAAGACCCAGAAGAAGGCGAGGAGAACAUUCAUCUCUCUUGCCUGAUACACGAGGGGGGGUUCUUGGAUGUCGAGGGGGAGGGUCUUCUCAGUUUUUACCUCUUCAAAAAAAGAGACAACAAACGAGGAGAGAAUAAACGCGUUUUCGCCGACUCUCUGUUUUCCCGGACGAACGGGCUUGCUUGAAACACACCAGUUGCUGCUUGUGUUGGAGGACCGGCACCUCCGUAGACACCCCUGACUGCGAGAGAGCCUGGACCGUCCAGACGGAAGCGAAACAUCACUUGACUUCUGCGAGUGCAGCAGUUUCUGGGCAGAGGCCGUGCUCGUGACGAAAGGCAAAUGCAAGAAGCUACGGUGUUCUCUCAUGUCCCUUUCAGUGUGGCUUUGAAGCUUUCAGAACGUCAUGUUUCGGGGACAUUCUGCCGCCAGGUUUGGUGCCUGUGUAAAAGCAACUGUGUGGCCGA